Messenger RNA from Menidia menidia (Atlantic silverside), 6808 nucleotides. The record is from the annotation of a GenBank genome assembly. Lineage: Eukaryota; Metazoa; Chordata; Actinopteri; Atheriniformes; Atherinopsidae.
AAGGUGGAGAGGCUGGAGGUAAAGAGUGAGGCGGGAGGAGAGGAGCGGGUUACAGGAAACCACAGGUAUGUGGAGGACGGUGGUCACUCUGACCGCAUAGUAACAAAGGAUCAACGCUUCAUGCCUCCAUUUCCAUCGGGUGAGAACAGCAGCAGUCAGAGACAUCCCCACUUCAGCUUCCUGUGCAGUUUGGAUGUGCAAAGGGUCCAGGCUGUGAGGGGAGCAGUGGGUCCCGGAGCUCCAAUGCCAGUGGACAUGCAGCCACACCAGGGGCUGUAUUACUAUGAGAUCUCACCCAGCCAGCCCUCCAGAGGCCUUGUCCCAUCAGACCAGUCACCCUACAGCGAUGUGUCUUCAAUGCGGGCUCCUCUCCUCGACGGUCCUCCCCAGGAUUGCCACGCCAUGUAUAAUCCCAUGACUCAUGGAUCAGGACCAGGGCAGGGAAAUGGCCACUGCUUAGAUCAAUAUAUGAGGCCCACACAGGCCGCUCCACCACAUAGUAUGAUGGGCCACAGGGGCAUGCCGCCCACAGAGGGUGGCAAUGGCACCCCCUACUGUAACCAGAACAUGAUGUCUUCGCAUCAUAACUUCUGCCAGGUUCAGCCUGGCUCUGAUCAGAUUGGAUGUGGGGAUGGCUCGAGGUUCUCCACGCCUCGCUCCAUGCUGAAGCUGAGUAAAAAGAGAGCUCUGUCCAUCUCACCUCUGUCCGAUGCUAGUGUAGACCUGCAGACAGUCAUCCGGACCUCUCCCAACUCCCUGGUGGCCUUUGUCAACUCUCGCUGCAACCCCAAUGGUGCCAGCUCCUACGGUCAUCUGUCUGUGAGCGCCAUGAGUCCAUCGUUGGGUUAUUCAAACAACAUAAACUGCCAGUCCAGACAACAAGGGUCCAUGUAUGGAGGGGGGACACCUCUAGUCGGCCACACACCAGGUCCAUGCCAAGCUUCCCGUUUACCUCCGCACAAUCCUCGACUCCACGCCCCACCCAAGCACGCUCACCUGAAAACAGAACCAGGGCUGGGAGGAGUAAUGGAGGGCAUGAAUGUCAAGAGCCUGGAGGAGAGAUCAGAGGGAGACGUAGCCAGUCCGUCUUCCACUGGCACUCAGGAUCCUCUGCUGGGACUUCUGGAUGGCAGAGAUGAUUUGGACAAGGAAGACGGGAAGCCUGAACCAGAAGCCAUCUAUGAGACCAACUGUCGCUGGGAGAGCUGUAACAAGGAAUUUGACACACAAGACCAGCUAGUUCAUCAUAUCAACAAUGAGCACAUCCACGGGGAGAAGAAGGAGUUUGUGUGUCACUGGCAGGAAUGCUCUCGAGAGCAGAGGCCCUUCAAAGCCCAGUACAUGCUGGUGGUUCACAUGCGCAGACACACAGGAGAGAAGCCACAUAAGUGCACUUUUGAAGGCUGUAAUAAGGCAUACUCCCGCCUGGAGAAUUUGAAGACCCACUUGCGAUCCCACACUGGGGAGAAGCCAUAUGUGUGUGAACAUGAAGGUUGUAACAAAGCCUUCUCUAAUGCUUCGGACCGAGCUAAGCACCAGAACCGAACUCAUUCCAAUGAGAAACCUUACGUUUGUAAGAUUCCUGGUUGCACUAAAAGAUACACAGAUCCAAGCUCCCUCCGUAAACACGUGAAGACUGUACACGGCCCCGAGGCUCAUAUCACCAAGAAACACCGUGGAGACACAGGUCCCCGACCCCCAGGCUCAGCCAUGACACCUGGGGGCCCAAACACGGAACUUCUUCUGGAGAAAGAGGAGACACGGAGAGAGGAUUGCAAAUUGUUGGCCCCUGAGUCUAACCUGAAGUCCCAGCCAAGUCCUGGUGGGCAGUCAUCCUGCAGUAGUGAACGAUCUCCACUGGGGAGCACCAACAACAAUGAUAGUGGUGUGGAAAUGAACCUAAAUGCAGCGGGCAGCUUGGAGGAUCUCACAGCUUUGGAAGAUGGAGUUGCAGGUGGUGGAGGAGGAGGAGGGGAGCCAGGAACGAUGGGGAUGUCGGCGCAAGCUCUAAAGAGGCUGGAGAACCUGAAGAUCGGCAAACUGAAGCAAAUUCGUAGGCCUACCCCUCCCAGCCGCUGUGCAAGUAACAAGCUUCCUGCCAUUCCUGGUUCAGGGGAGAACUUGGGAAUGUGUGUGCCUUCACCACUCCUCUCAAAUCGACGUGUUAUGGAGUUAUCCAACCAUGAGCAUGGAGGGGGAUCUGUUGUCUGCUCAACUAAUGACAGGAGAGGAAGUGGUACCAGCAGUCUAAGCUCUGCUUACACCGUGAGCCGUCGUUCCUCAAUGGUGUCACCUUACCUGUCCAGCCGGCGCUCUAGUGAUGUUUCACAAAUGGGAGGAACGGCAAGUGGAGGAUGUCACCUUUUAAGCCCAGAACAAGCUGGGGGAGACCCCCUAUCCCCUGAGACCAAUCGCAGAGGAGCUCCAUGUCCUGGAGCAGGAGGGUUACCAGGACUUCCUAAUUUAACACCUGCUCAGCAGUACAGCCUAAAGGCCAAAUAUGCUGCAGCCACUGGCGGGCCACCACCUACCCCUUUACCCAAUAUGGAGCAGCCAGGUACUCCUAAUAGAAGGGGAGGUGUCCUGAGUGAGUACCAGGGGCAGCCCCUGCCUCCUUUCUUUCAACAGUGCGGCCCUCGCAGGCACAGUGCAAACACAGAAUAUGGAACCGGUGUCAUGUACCCUCACCAGGCUCCAGGUAACAAUACCAGGCGAGCCAGUGACCCAGUUCGAUCAGUGGCAGACCCACAAGCUCUUCCCAAACGCUUCAAUAGCCUUAAUAAUGUUGCCAUGAUGGGCCGCAGGAAUGCACUGCAGCACCGUGGCUCAGACAGCAGCCUUGCCCGCCAUAUGUACUCCCCACGGCCACCGAGCAUAACAGAGAAUGUGAUGAUGGAAGCCAUGAGUAUGGAGCACCAUCUCACCCCUGUUGACUCUAGAGAUCGUGCUUUGAUGAUUAGAGAGAGAAACUUCAUGGGCUACCAGCAACAGAACCCGUCUCUUGGAGGUGGAGGCCCUAUUUCAAACCAACUGUCCCCAAGCCAUGACUCUCUGAGCUGCCCAGAGCCGGGUUACAUACCACAGCACUACCAGGGCCAGGGAGGAGAAAUCGUUUCAAGGGCUAGUGCCAAUCCAAUGGGCCAGGCAAGGCCUAAUCAGCCAGAGGGCAUGUCAAAUACACUUCUCCAACAGGCUGAGUACAGUAUGAGUACCUGUCAGCUCAGUCCUUCAGGCCCAAACUACCCUAGUAUAGGUCAGGCUGGUGACACAGCUGGCACUUGGAAUGAUACCCACAACCAAGUCCAAACCUCCAACCAUGCUCUUCAGACCCAGCAAGCAAUGCAGUAUUCAGAUCCAACUCUGCAAGCUCAACCGACACAGGCUAACUUCAACAAUCAGACAGCUCUAUACAACAGCUCUGAUGGAACUCACAAACUGACUAUCAAGCCUGAGCAGCAGUUCCACCCAGGGAUGGGUGGUGGAAAUGCCUGUCAAAGUGCUAAGCUUCAUCAACAACGGAUGCUCUUGCAGCAGACACAGGGUUACCCACAACAAACAGGCCAGAUAAUGAUGAGGAACUCCAACAAUCCCAGCUGUGACUUUCAAGGGCCGAACCAAAACUCUUUUCCCAGCGAAGGAGGAUUGAGCUUGGGCUGUGCUGGCUCUGCUCUGUCGGAAGGCCAGAGGUCAGAAACCCCAAUGAUGCAGGUUAAGGAGAUGAUGGUGAGGAAUUAUGUGCAGUCCCAGCAAGCACUCAUGUGGGAACAGCGACAAGAACAGCAACAAAGUGGAAUAAAACCACAUCCUCUUUCUGACAACAUGGAGAUGGGUGCUCAGGCAGCAAUGAUGCAACACAGUCCACAGCAUCAGAAUCAGAACCUUUACCCCAGCCAGACAUAUCCCUCCUACCCCAACCAGAAUCUGGUCAUGAGCCCUAACGCUCUCAACCGAGCGCCCAGCACAGUGACACCUAAAGACCAGCAACUGGCAGCUCUCCAAGGUUCAUGCUAUAAUCAGGAGAUGGUAGUCCCUCGGCCCCCUCAGGGACGGAAACCUCUCAGCCGCCAGAACAGCUUGUCACAGGUAGGAGGAGGCUACCUUAACAGCCCGCCCCACCUGAGCCCCGUCCACUCCACUUCCAGCCCUAGACGAGGGGUCAGACUUCCUCCAGUCCAGCAUCCACAGCACCCUCAAAAUGAAAUGUUUUCUCCAUCCAGCAACAACAACAACAUGUAUUACUCGGGUCAAAUAAAUAUGGAUAUGGAGAAACACAUGGAGCCCCAGAAUGGGCCGUGCCUUAACCAGCAGCACAGUAUGGGGCCUGGGCUGGAUUCAGCAGUUGGUACAAAGUCUACCCCCAUGGCUCCCUAUCCAGAGUCUGGCCCUAUUUCGAAUGCCUUGGAAAACCUGGACUUGGACAAUGCACGCAUAGACUUUACUUCCAUUAUCGAUGAUGCCGAUUCUUCCUCAUUUAGUCCAAUUAACAACCCGAUUCAGGGUCAACCAGGAUCAUCUUCUCAGGCUUCUUCCCGCCUAACUACCCCACAGACUUCUGUCAGCCUUGCCCCAGGAUCUGGCUCAUCGAACAUGGCUGUGGGUGACAUGACAUCCAUGCUUACCUCACUGGCCGGGGAGAAUAAGUACCUGAACACUCUGUCUUAGAGGACUCUUGGAAAACCUAACAACCGUUUAGGCAAACAAUUGGACUUGCAUUGGGAUUGAAAACUCGCAUUUUGCUGUUUCAAUACAUUUUCAUAUAUCCAUUGCAAGAAAUUUUAAUCAGGUUAUGACAGAAAAGCUUUGGAUUGAACUAUCCAUGGAAUCAAUCAAGAUAAUGUGUGGUUUUCUAACUUUAAAAACCUAUAAUCAUAUAACUUGCCUAUCAUCAGCUUGCCUGUAUCAACCUCCCAGGACCUUUAACUCCCAAGGGACCUUUUACUUGAUGUAGACUUUUGUGAAAGGGAUGACUGUAAUAUGUUUGGGUUGAAAAUCAAGUCUGAGAAACUAAAAUGGUCUCCUCACAGGUUUGAAAAAUGGAAAAACCUGAAAACCAAAGGUGCCUGCUCAGUCAUCCCACCUUUUUAUCCCCCGCUGCCUUGGUACUGCUUCUCCUUGUGCCUUUAUCUAAGACACAGAACUAUUGGCCUGUUGUGGGAUGAGAAUGUUGAACUUUUUCUGAACAAGCAUUCCAGUCACAAGGGGCUUUGGCAACAGUGGAACAAAGAAGGAUACAUGUAAAUAGGUUUGAUAUAUUUACAGAAUGUAGUGUACAUGACAAUGACGCAUUGGAUAGUUAUCCCAUCUUUUAAUAGUCUGCUUAAAUUCUGAAUCUCUGUUUUCAGGUGAUCGGAUGUCCGUGGAAUGGUUUGAAAAGAUGAAAAAGUGCUUUUAGUAGUAGAGAAAUUAUUUCGGUGAGCAAAUACAUAUUCUUCUGUAUUGUUCAUUGCUUCCUUUUCAGGAACAACACAAUCUGUACAAGCAGAAUGUCAGUAUUUCUUCAUAUGCACAAAUGCAGAGCAGUUAGAUAUUGUGUCCCUGCACAUGUGCCUACACACAGACACUCAGGACUUGUUUUGAAUCUUUGGCGUACACAUUACCUGUAUGUUAUAAUUGCCUUUCCAGACAGAGAGUUUGCACUCCACACGUUUACUGUAAGUCUUCCUGAAGCAGCUGUUUACUUAUUUUUUCAGUUGUGUUUAUACAGAAUGUGCCUGCCCCUUAUAAGGCACAUAAAAUGAGCAAAGCUCAAGUAUAUGUAUCACCAGUUGCCUUCAAAAAUAUGUAUAAUACAUUCAAACAUACUGCAAGUGCUCAACAUUAACCCAAACUAUGUUUCCUAAGUGACUGCUGUGGACGACGGUCAUUCAGGCUGUUGAAUGAAACCUAACUCAGCUGGUUUGUGUGUGCUAACAUGUAACUGUUACCUAUGUUGCUGAUAGUGAGGUACAUCUUUAGUCCAGUGCUGCUGCACCUUCAUUUGAAUCCCAAAGAGGAGAUAUAGAGAAAAUUUCUACAGAACUAAUUCACUAAACGGGAUCAAGAAGCAUGAAUUUGAUCAAUUGCUACCACUGUAGAAAAGCGCAUGUCAUAUAGGAAGAGAAAGGUACUUGUGCAACUAUUGAGCUGUGUCCCAGGAAGAAAGCUGCAGCUCUUUAUAGGAGAACUCAUUUUAUAAUGUGGCUUUGCACUGACUUCAGCACUGUGUGGGAAGGUCUCUGUCUCUUACGACAAUUUACACAAUCCUCAUUUUGGUGACAGUAAACAAGUUACACAGUAUUUUUAGUCAGUUUCUCAAGAAACCCUCUGAGCAUAAGGCAUUUUUCAUUAAUAUUUAGCAUAACAUACUAGCAUCACUUCAGAGUUUGCCAAGCAUUAGCACAAAUCAAUGUUUCCUAAUUUCUGAACAAGUGCACAACCUACCAAAGACAUCUUAAAACGACUGUGGAAAAGAUGCACGAAUAGAGUAUUAUAAAUCAACACUAACACUAGCAAUAAAUACAUCAACAUUGACUGUUAGUGCUAUUAUUUAGAAUGUAUGAGAAGUUUUGUACAAAAUCGUUUUAUAUUAAUGAACUUUAUGUUGCCCUCUUUGUGUGUGCCUGUUUUUUUUUUGUAACUGUCAUCCUUCACUCGACUUUUUUGCUGGCAAAAGAAUAUCACCCGUAGCAACAGAAAGCUAUAAUAGUAGCAAUAACUAUAAUAGAUUAAAGUGAAGUGUUAUAUUUUGUGUACAAUUUUCUACACUUUUAUACAUAUUGUGUUAUAUUUUACCAUUUUAUGAAUAAACCUGCAGUUUGAGAUGAAUGCA